Clarias gariepinus (North African catfish) is the source of this 1377-nucleotide messenger RNA. RefSeq names its product potassium inwardly rectifying channel subfamily J member 16a (gene kcnj16a). NCBI's taxonomy places the organism in Eukaryota, Metazoa, Chordata, Actinopteri, Siluriformes, Clariidae. The record is from RefSeq and is a predicted model, not a curated record. Gene Ontology annotation, biological process: regulation of monoatomic ion transmembrane transport; potassium ion import across plasma membrane. Gene Ontology annotation, cellular component: plasma membrane. Gene Ontology annotation, molecular function: inward rectifier potassium channel activity. The transcript has 3 exons. The coding region runs from base 107 to 1225 and encodes 372 amino acids.
CACCUGUUUCUUAAUACAAGACAAGUUCUUAUUAUGUUGUGUAGCUGCUGGCGUAGAGGUCCUCACACCUUACAAUCUGCAAGGAAGAGGAACAGCUCAGGCCAGCAUGAACUCAAGAACAGUGCACUACUCCAACAUAUGGACCGAUGAUGCCUGCUGCUCCAUAAAGAGACGGUAUGUGCACAAAGAUGGCAGCUGCAAUAUAGUGUUCCGCCACGUGCCAGAAGGAUUUAUUUUAUAUGUAACAGACAUCUUUACCACAUUGGUGGAGAUACGCUGGAGAGUCAUGUUCUUGACCUUUGCCCUCUCGUAUAUCCUGUCCUGGCUUUUUUUUGGGACCCUGUUCUGGAUUAUCGCACUGAUCCAUGGUGACAUGAAGGACCCAAACAACGAGCCAUGUGUUUAUGAGGUGAGAAGCUUUACAGCGGCCUUCCUCUUCUCUCUUGAGACACAAACUACCAUUGGAUAUGGCUCACGUGGCAUGUCUGAGAACUGCAUGCUGGCCAUCAUUACCGUGACCAUCCAGGACGUCAUCAGUGUCUUCAUCGACACAUUUGUUAUUGGUAUUGUUGUGGCCAAAAUGGCAUCAGCCCGUAAAAGAGCACAGACGGUGGGAUUUAGCAAUACUGCUGUAAUUAACCUUCGUAAUGGGCAUUUGUGCUUGUCAUGGAGAAUGGGUGACUUUCGUAGAAACCAUAUGGUGGAAGGAAUCACGCAUGCCCAGCUGGUCAGGCACACUGUGCACACAACUGGAAAAGCUGACAUAAACUUUAAUGACCUUAAAAUUCAAAAUAGUCAUGUAAUUCUGGCCACUCCAGUAACAGUCAUCCACCAAAUUAAUUCCAGCAGUCCUCUGUAUAAAAUGAGACUGCAGGAGCUGCGCAGAGAAAGCUUUGACCUGGUGGUGACUUUCACCUACACUGAUGACUGCAGUGGGAUUCUACACCAGUCACGCACAUCUUACAGUCCCAAUGAAAUCUUGUGGGGUCAACAGUUUCAAGAGAUGGUGAGAGUUAACAAGAAGUCCUACAGAGUGGACUAUGCAGUUUUUCACCAAACAGUUAAAGUCCCACUGAUGGAAAGCAGUGCUGAAGACUAUGAACUAAACACGCAUUCUACAAGCUGUAUACAAGAAGCACAAACAGGUUGUUCUCUGGCAGUGGAGAGUGAGGACAUCCUAAAUCAAAACCAUACCAGAGUUUCUAUUCAACAAUCAAAACUAUAAACGAUUGAAUCUAUAGAACCUUAUAGUAUGUAUGGUAAAAAAAUUAAUGCGUAAAGCUGCAUUAUAUUGCCAAAAGUAUUCGCUUACCUGCUUUUACAUGCAUAUAAACCUAAAUAACAACUAAUUCUUAAUCCAAAGGGUUCAAUAUGAUG